Sporothrix brasiliensis 5110 is the source of this 3765-nucleotide messenger RNA. RefSeq lists its product as uncharacterized. Bases 1 to 3765 code for a protein of 1254 amino acids. The record is from RefSeq and is a predicted model, not a curated record. NCBI's taxonomy places the organism in Eukaryota, Fungi, Ascomycota, Sordariomycetes, Ophiostomatales, Ophiostomataceae. The transcript has a single exon.
AUGGAUUCAUCUUUCGUCGCGAAAAGCGCUUCAGACGCCGCCGAGUUGGGUGUCAACCUGGCCAAAGAUCUAUACUGUCUCGCCUCUGAGUAUCCCAGCGUCGAGUGCCAGAUUGGCCGCAUUGCACAGGCCUUUGUCGACAUCAACCUGACAUUGGCCGAUCUCGCAUCGGCACUUCCGUCUAGCUCGAGUUUGGUAUCAUUGACACCACCAUGCCUGGAGCGUGUCGGCGCCUUGAUCCACCGUGUUCAUAUGGUACAAACGGCCUUCCUGGAAGGCCUGGGCGACAAUAAUCCAGCUCCUGUCAGUGGCAAGAUACCCAGCAGCAGCAAGAAGCUGAACUCAAACAAGUCGAGUAACAAACUCGGACGGCUCAAGACACUGUUCCCCGGUUCGGGCGCCGCGGAGCGUUUUACAGAAAUGGAAUGGAUGCGCAACACUCUUGCUCUUCUGGCGACCGUGUUCCGGUUGGUCACAUCACAGGCGCAUGGCAGCGACGACAGCGCCAAUCUUAACAAUCAAAACAGGUUUCGCAUUGCGUCCGAGACGCUGACCAGUGCCGUCAUUAUUUAUGUCCGGACGAUUGAGCAAAGGCUUGCUGGUCCCGAGGACGACGAUCAGAGUGAUGACGAAGAGCCCGUCACAGGACCAGGCUCCUUACUCUAUGUUGCCCCUGUUGCCCCGUAUCCCAGGGAUUCUAAGAAGGGAAAGUCCAAGAGCAAGGCGCUCGUCGAGGUCAAAGUUGACGCGGCCGACUGGAUCUAUGAGAAUCUGCGAGAUAGAAUCAAAGAAAGCGACCGUGCCGAGCGACUCCCACGCCACUUUGUUGAGUGGCUUCUCGAAGAGGCUGUGCUGCCAAAAACAGACGAAAAACCAGCAGUUGCAGAUGCAGCUGCGGCAGAGCCAACGGACGGAAAUACAGCAGUAGAAGGUGUGUCAAAGGAUAAGCGCAAUCCCAGUACAGAAAGAGGGGAGCCUAUUACAGAACCAAAACCAGAACCACAACCUGCCCCUGUUUUUCUGUCGAAGAAGGCGGCUAAGAAACUGGCCAAGCUCAAGGGCAAGGCCAAAGCAGUCGCCACGAAGCCUACCGAACCUGAACGUCCGUCAGACGACAGGGACAUUGGAACAACUGACAAUAAUACGGCCGAAGAUUCAGAGAGAAAGGCCAUGGAGGACAUGAAUGCUAGCAGCACUGAUACAGCGGGCACAAAGAAAGGCGGGUUCAUAGCCGAUGCCAGUGGCGCUCCCGAAGCAACACCCGCGCAUCAAGCCGACACUCCCAAGGCAGCAGCGACGCAGACCGAGCCAGGCAAAUCCCGGGACGCCAAGAUUGGACAAUACGACCUUGAGCAAGAUCACGACGAUCUCCCACCACCAUACCCGUCUCCGGAAUCUUUCAUACCUCAUGGGCGAGGCCAGCCAUUUGGCGCCUCGCACUUCCCGUAUCCUCCAGCAAAUCCUAUGGCCUACCAAACACCGCCUGGUGCUUCGUUUGAUAUGCCACCAUUUAUGCAACCCCAGCCUGCGAUGCUCCCUAUCGGUUUCUACCCACUUCAUCCACAAUACAUGGCAGCACCACAGUCAUUUUUCUCACCUCGUGGAGCCACGGGUGACACCCACGGACCUAGUGACCUCUUUGACGGCCUCCCGCCAAGCCGACCGUUCCCCGGCAUAAGGCGAGAAUCCAUUGAACGAUCAUAUCGUGACGCACCAAGUCAUGAGAUGGACCGUGGUGGUAGUCUUGCGCCUCGAAGCCGACCGGCUGCGUAUGGCAAGUUCGAGGAAGGUGGCCAAUUUGAUAAUGAGUCCCCGGUAAAUAGGCGACGCGACUUAACUGGCCGCCGCCGGAGGGAGAGCGAUGACUCUCAAGGGACCAACGACAACAAGGAGAACGAAAAAUACGGCUCAGGCAACAAGAUAGGCGAUGAGACAUCCCCCGGGAAAGGCACGGCCGACGGAGGGCACGACACACAAGCACGACCGGAGCUGAGCCUUGAACGUGCCGUGUACCGCCCUAAAAAGCCCGUUGCUGUGUCCUCGAAGCCUACCAAAAAGGGCGACGGGAAGGCUUCUGCUGAGACCGAGGACGAAGCUGAGAAGCACUACUCAGACGCUGAGACGGUCGAUAUCAGAGAUGCUCUGCCACUGUCAAACAACUCGGGCAAAAAACGGAAUGGGAAUGUCAGCACGUCUGCUGGGAAAACCGCUGGUCAAGCUAACGGGGCUUCCUCGCCCCCGGUAGCCCCUGUCCUGCCUACGCCACCAACUCCUCCAUCUGCGGCCGGAGAAGAUGAUAAUGCUAUUGAAGCAGAAACGUCCAAAUCGAAGACAAAGUCUAAAGCCAAGCAGACGGCGAAGAACACACGUAACGCUAAGGCCAGGGCGCUGACUGCGGAGGGGGACCACAACGAGACAGAGCCAAGGAAUGAGAAUAGGGACGAUAGCGAGUAUGAGAGUGCCGACGAAGGCAACGAUGGCAAGAAUGACAAAGACAAAAAUGCCAACGACGACGGCAAUGAGACGCAAUUUUCGCCCGAUACCGAGCACAAAGUCUUUACACCCCCAGACACACCGCCGCACAUCCCACACCCUGGCGAGGCGCCUGUCCCACCACCGGCUGCUCACAUACACUCGCAGGCGCCACAGCCAGGUCCACUAGGAGCUGGUGGCGCUGCUGGUCCUGGUGGCUUUCCAGGUUCUACUAGCAUACCAUACUUCACGCAACCGCCGCAUCCCAUGAUGGGCUCUUAUCCAUACCAGACACAACCCAGAGGUGGUCCCGAAGCCACAGGCUAUGGACUCAACGUUGAUAUGGGCAUGGGUGCCGUCGGUACUGGCUUUGGUGCUGGUGAUGCUACCAUAGAUUCGAUGUGGGCAUCCUUUUGGAACGAGCGCUUGGGCAUGCCGCCACCAGCCGCUCCUUGGGUCGGUACUCAGGCAACAAGGAUGAACGGUCCUCGAAGUGGUCCGACCGCUGCAGCAGAACGGAGCUCAAGCUGGAUCCGGGGGGACGAUCACGCCAAGCCGGUUCGCGGACCUCCGCCACAAGACUCGGGUGCACAUCCUCCGCCAAGGCCUCAGCCAUGGAACCGCUAUCGCAACCGGGGCAGUCGUGAUGACCAUCACGAUGACGGACAUGCAGUCUUUGGGUACAGUGAAGACGACAACUACGACGACUAUGACCACCGAUAUCCGCGCGAUCGCCGUUACUACAGCGACGACUACGAUGACCGUGGCCCAGUGACAAGUGCUCCGUACCACGACGACUACCCACCGCGGCGCCGGUCACUCAGCCCGCCCUACCAUACGCAAGACCGCCGCCGCCAGUACCAUGAACAGCAGCGACAGCAGCGUCCUCGCUACCACCCGGACGACUCGCCGCCUCGGGGCUGGGAGCGCGACGAUCGAGACCGACGCGAGCCAAGAGGGUCGCCCAAUAUGCAUGGUGGAUCGCACCAACAGCAGCCCUCACAGCCGCCAUACCGCAACGCCUUUCACCCUUAUUACGACCAGCCACGACGCGCUUCAGUUUCCAAGGGGGCAACACCUGCCGAGUGGGGCUGGCCAGGCGAUGUGAAGCAACCACUUGAUCCUCAACAGACGCAGCUACCACAAAUGGCACCCCAGAUGCCGCCCAUGUUCCCACAUGCCCCGCCACCGCACAACAGCCACCCGGCACCAGGCUGGGACGGGGGCUGGAACGAGACCUACCGCCAAAGCCGCGGCCAUGCCGAGUUCGCCAUGACUGAAGUCGACGGCUAA